AUGCGUAGUAGAGGAGACAACGCCGCUACAGAAGGUCCUACCUUGUCUCGAAGCACCCUUGCUGAAGCUAAAGCAUCAGUACUUGUUGAGCUCUUGUCCACUCAGGUGUCAGGCAAUGAUGGAAACAAUCCGGCUGUGAGUCGAGCUUGCGCCAUGUGGUUGACAUCAUGCUGACUCAGUCACAAAUUGAUCCCCACAGAAGGACCAGAUCGCGAUGCAGCGCCCUGACAACCAAGCUUGCCAACUCUUUUGCGGCUUCUGA
Messenger RNA from Ceraceosorus bombacis, 262 nucleotides. The record is from the annotation of a GenBank genome assembly. NCBI's taxonomy places the organism in Eukaryota, Fungi, Basidiomycota, Exobasidiomycetes, Ceraceosorales, Ceraceosoraceae.